CGCUCGCUCGUGCUGUUUGGUGUCGCUCCCUCUUGCUGGUGCUGUUGUUGACCCGCGAUCACUUGGCGGCAGUGGGUUAAAUUGCUGUUCCGUUCAGGUCAGGCCGGAAGGACCGUGGACACGGGGACCGUGCAUACGUUUUGUGAGUGAAUUGAUGUGUUAGAAAAGAGGUGACGAAGGUAACAAGGCGGAUGAAUACCAGCGCAAUUUGACCACAACGAUCGAUUGUGGUGUCCAGUGUUGAUCAGUGUGUUUCUGGUGUAAUCAAGAAAGAAGCCUUUAUCAGCGAGCGUACAAACUGAACCGCAGUGCUAGUGUCCGAGAAGCGAUUAAUUUGCAGCCAACGGACGUAUCUCAUCCGAAUCUCAAUUCCACAAAAGUAAUGGCAACGAAACGAUCUUGCCCCUCAUCCCAGCUCAGGGUAGUGGUGCUGUUGGUGGUUCUUCUGGCCGGCAAUGCACACCAGGUGCACGGGAACAACUCGAUGGAGAACCGAGCCAACUAUCCGUCGCAACACUGUACGGAUUUGAACUCACAGAACAGCCUAGACGUGGAGCAGAUAAUGGGCAUUUGGUACGGGAGCGAGGUGAUUACUCACAAUGGCCAUGAUGAGGGCGAAGUGGUGUACAACACGUGCGUCGUAAUCCACCUGGCAGAUGUAACCAACUCCACACCACUGGCACCGCCGAACCAUCAACCAGGUGGUGGUUCAUCUCCACCUUACUUUAGCCGCGGUUCCGCCUCGUCCUCCUCGUCCAACCCGGAUUAUCGCACGUCGUACGGUUACGGUUCACCGGGGAGCAGUGGCCAGGGUCGCUCCGGUGGCAGCAGCAACACCGGUACCAUCGGUAGCUCCAACUACGAUCUCUACCAGCAGCGUCAGUAUCAGCUACAAGCCCAAAGCAUGCGCUAUCUGCGGUUGAUCUGGGACGAAUCGGAACACACACUGGAGUACACGCUGCGCUACAACAGUUCCCGGCCCGGUUUCUGGAUUUCCUCGUCGCCCCAGUCCGGUUCGAUGAUUCAAUUGCAGUACGUUCAGUUCACGGGCACGGUGCAGGUGCUGAAGGCGAUCAACAACCAGCUCGUGCUCACCUUCUGCCAGAGCAUCCCAAGUGGUCAGCUGUUUACGGUCGUCCUGUCACGCAUCCCGAUGGGACUGGCACCGGAGGAAAUUCAAAGCAUCCGCAAUCUGCUACGACGGCGCGGACUACCGGCGACUUCCGUUCGCAAAGUUUGCCAAAGCGGUGCCUUCCGGAGUGAUCCGGUCUCGGUCGGAGUGUUGCUGCUUCUGCUGUUUGCUCUUUCGUUCCUUCCGAAACGUUUUCAUUGAUAGACCCACCUCCAAGGUUAUCCUCAUCUUACCAUCCCCUUUCCAUCGGUGCCAUUUGCAUGUCCAGUUUUUUUGUUGUUAAUUGAUGAUGAUGAUGAAGCUCAGCCUGCCUUUCCAUGUGAGUGCCUCAUAGUUCGAUGUCCAAUGAAUGUUUUCCUUUGAUUUUCCAUAAUUUCGUAUCGAUUUUUGAAGCGUGUAAUAGUGUUGGUAGUGCGUUUUGUGGUGUGCUCAGUGUAUUUCUCUCCAGAGUUUUGUGCAGAAACCAACGGUCAUUGUCUCAGAUUUGAAAAAAAUAGAAUGCUUUAGUGCUCCUAUAAGCUAAGCUGUAUUGAACCUGAAUAAAACGAAUCAUCUUCUGAGUGAUUUCGAAUGCGUAA
Anopheles aquasalis is the source of this 1710-nucleotide messenger RNA. RefSeq lists its product as uncharacterized. The record is from RefSeq and is a predicted model, not a curated record. Lineage: Eukaryota; Metazoa; Arthropoda; Insecta; Diptera; Culicidae.